Molecule: messenger RNA, 764 nt
Organism: Tripterygium wilfordii
Lineage: Eukaryota; Viridiplantae; Streptophyta; Magnoliopsida; Celastrales; Celastraceae
Product: protein TIFY 5A-like
Exons: 2
Coding region: 148-531 (127 amino acids)
Biological process (GO): regulation of defense response; regulation of jasmonic acid mediated signaling pathway; response to wounding
Cellular component (GO): nucleus
Source: RefSeq, a predicted model, not a curated record
UUCUUGCAGCUCAACGUGCGAAAACUAUAUAGCCGCAACAAAGCAAUUUUGGUACGUGUAUAUAUAUAUAUAUAUAUAUAAUCAUAAGGAGUGCAGAACUUCAACGUUUUUUUUUUAUAAUUCAUCUUCAAUCGCAAGAACAACAACAUGAAAAGGAAUUGCAAUCUUGAACUUCGCCUGUUCUCUCUUACGGCGGAUUCCGAUUCCGAUUCCGACCAGCACCAAUCACCGGAAGUGUCCAGUAGAAUCACUCGACGCGAACAACUACAGCAGCAGCAGCAACAGCUUACAAUUUCGUCCAUUAAUGGAAGGGUCGGCGUUUCUCAUGUUUCAGAGCUUCAGGGCAGAGCAAUAAUAUCGCUGGCAACAAGAGAAAUUGGGGAAAGAGUGAAAACUAACCUAAUUAGAUGCAAUGAGACUAGUGUUUCUUCAGCAAACAAUCUUUCAAUGAAGAUUUCGCUGCAACGAUUCCUCCAGAAGCGAAAGUGCCGGAUCCAAGCUACUUCCCCCUAUCAUCGCCCGAGUCAAUAGCGCCAUUAACAGAUCUUUCUCUUAGCAGAUCUUUCAAUGAGAGGAUUGUUGAACAUUUAAUUAGUGAAACUGAUUUUAGGGACAGUUUUUAACUUCAUCUUAGAGAUGCAAAAGGAGUUGAGUCGGACUUCAUUGUUAAAGAAAUCUGUCAAAGCUCUAACUCAUUUUGCAAGAGCUCUAAACAACUUUUUUGACUAACGUCAUUCUCCUUCUUCUCCAGUUGAUUUUCUGCU